AUGGUCACAGAAAAUGGAGAGUUUCAGUGGUCCUCUCGGCAAGGCGAACGUGAGACCGCCAGGAGUCGCAGAGUUCCGCCUCAUCUACGCCUCGAUCCCCUAAGAAUCCAUCCUCCCGAUCCUCGACCUUCUACUGCCGGCGGCGCACCUCGGUCUCUCUCCCCUCUCUUACCUCCGGUUCCGCAUCCUCCCCGAAAAUCACCUGCGUAUCCUCGUCCUGAUGACCCCUUUCACCGUCCGGCCUCUCCUCAAGUUGGAGGGACCGUGGAAUACGCCCUGAGAAGACCAACGUACCGCACUCCCACCUUCCCUCGUUCGCCCUCCCCGAAUCUCCCUCUGCCAUCAGAUGACUUUCAGCGUCCGUCUUACCGAAGGGGUCCUCCUCCUGGCCGACCCGGACUGCGAAUCUCCAUGUCGACGUCGAGGAUGCAUAGCAAGCGCCCGAGGGGACAGCAGCCUCACGAACGCUAUCCAAAUGACUCUCCGUCCCGAGGACUUGCGUUGCCUCGGUAUACGCCCAAUGGAUCUUCUGACGUCUAUGGAGACGAAGCGCUCCGUUCCAGCGUCAAUUCGGCAAUGACGUCGCGAUCAAGCAUUGAGCAAGCCAGUGGAACUGAACGCAGCAGUGUCUUGACGAAGAGCAGCUCCAUAACUGACCUGUCGCCGGACACUCCGGAUGGUCCGGACGAAAAGGACGGCGGGAUGAGCGUCGAAGACGCGAUUUCCAUGUACUUGGAUGGGUUCAGCGAUGUGACGGAAGAGCCAGCCUCACCGAACUUUAAUGACGACAGCAAAAUGAGGCCAAUCAGCCCACGCCCACCGACGGAAUUGACGUACGAUGAUGGACAUAGCUCCGACGAGCACUCUCCUGACCUCCUUCCUUCGGAUGACCUGCCGCCGGUCCCAUCUCUUCCCGGCUUGACUUCCGCGGACCGGAACCUCCAAGAUGAGCAGCUUUUGAAAGAAACCAAUGACGAAGAACCCGCAGUUGAGCUCUCGAAUGAGAAAGAGACCCAGGAAGCCCCGGUCGUCAAUCGUUCGGAGACAAAAGUACUGCUUUCCGGCGUUGUACCUCCUCCCCUUCUGCUGGGAACAAACCAUCGGGAUCGCUAUGGAUUCCGCAAGAAGACGCACUAUGUGACCCUUGAACAGUACGAAGCUUGGAAUGGUCCAUAUUCAGAGUUUGUGGCGAACCGGAGACUGAAAUGGGCAGAAUUGCUCAAGGAGAACGGGCUGCCGACGUCCGAACCCACGGUGUUCCCUGCCAGAACGUCCAAGGUGAAGCGGUUCGUCCGCAAAGGGAUUCCAUCUGAGUUUCGCGGGGCCGCCUGGUUCUGGUAUGCUGGGGGGUUUGAUCUCCUCAACCGGAACCCGGGACUCUAUGACCGGCUCGUCAAGGAAGCCAUGGAUUCUCCCAACAACGAUGACAAGGAGCACAUCGAGCGCGACCUGCAUCGGACAUUUCCUGAUAACCUUCACUUCAAACCCGAAUUUGUCGACGAAGCUAUGAACUCAGGUACUAGCUCUGGUAGCAGCAACCCGAAGUACAGCUCGGUCACCGUGGAGACUCAGAUGAUCCAGUCACUCCGUCGCGUUCUCUAUGCAUUUUCUCUCCACAAUCCCAAAGUGGGCUACACGCAAUCGCUCAACUUUAUCACCGGUAUGCUCCUGCUUUUUCUUCCGGAAGAAAAAGCGUUCUGGAUGCUGCACGUUGUGACGUCCGUCUAUCUGCCGGGUACCCAUGAGAUUAGCCUCGAAGGUGCCAACAUCGACCUCUGGAUCCUCAUGGUCUUGCUGAAGGAAUCUUUACCCCAUAUUUACAACAAGAUCGCUGGUAACACUGGCCGGUCGAAGACUCCGGCCCUGACGGUGGAUUCUCGGCUUCCGGAUAUCACCCUGGGCCUGACCAACUGGCUUAUGUCGUUGUUCAUUGGCAGCUUGCCUCUGGAGACGACGUUGCGUGUUUGGGAUGUGUUCUUUUUUGAGGGUUCCAAGACGUUCUUCCGUGUGUCCCUAGCUAUAUUCAAGGCCUGCGAGAAGGAUAUUCUUGCCGUAUCCGAUCCCAUGGAAGUCUUCCAGGUAGUGCAGACCGUGCCGAAGAAACUGCUCGACGCCAACGCAUUGCUGGAGGAUUGUUUUGUACGACGACACCGUGUCGGACAAGGUCGCAUAGAGGAGUUGAGAGCCUCCCGACGCGCGGCUGUCCGACAGGAGAAGUUGAGGCGUUCGCUGGCCAUGAGUAAGGGUCAGCUCCAGGCUGCCACGGAUGAGUGGCCGACCACAAGGUCGCGGACCCCUGUUCCUGGGUUUGAACGCAAAGUCGCCGAUUCAUGGCGUCAUAUGAGGCAACAUGCCUUUAGAUGA
This is a messenger RNA of Aspergillus thermomutatus, 2364 nucleotides long. RefSeq names its product putative GTPase activating protein (Gyp3). The transcript has a single exon. The record is from RefSeq and is a predicted model, not a curated record. NCBI's taxonomy places the organism in Eukaryota, Fungi, Ascomycota, Eurotiomycetes, Eurotiales, Aspergillaceae. Bases 1 to 2364 code for a protein of 787 amino acids.